This is a messenger RNA of Cajanus cajan (pigeon pea), 1281 nucleotides long. The record is from RefSeq and is a predicted model, not a curated record. NCBI's taxonomy places the organism in Eukaryota, Viridiplantae, Streptophyta, Magnoliopsida, Fabales, Fabaceae.
UUGGGUAGUACAUCAAUGUGUGAUACACCGUACAUAGUAUACUUACGCAGGAACUGUGAGGGGGAAAUAGAUCCUAAAGGUGAUAUAUGGGCUGCUCCAUAUCGAUGGGGCUGCAUGGUAAUAGCUUACAAGACAAAUAAAUUUCAAAAGCAUAAGUUGGCUCCUAUAGAGGACUGGGCAGAUCUGUGGAGGCCUGAUCUUGCAGGGAGAAUUUCAAUGGUUGAUUCUCCUAGGGAAGUUGUUGGUGCAGUUUUGAAGUACAUGGGGGCUUCCUACAAUACAAAUGAUAUCAACGCAGAAGUUAAUGGUGGGAGAGAUGCUGUUAAACAUAAUCUGGCUUUGCUAGCCAAACAGGUCCGACUCUUUGAUAGUUCAAACUAUUUAAAGGCUUUUGGAGUUGGAGAUGUGUGGGUAGCUGUUGGAUGGAGUAGUGAUAUUAUUCCUGCUGCUAAACGCCUAUCUAAUGUUGCCGUCGUAGUUCCAAAGUCAGGAGCAAGUUUAUGGGCAGAUCUUUGGGCAAUACCUGCUGCCUCUAGGAUUCAAACAAAUAAGAUUGGUGGACGCAUCAGGGGACCAUCACCAUUAAUCCAUCAGUGGAUAGAGUUUUGUCUGCAAACUGCAAGAGCACUCCCCUUUAAGCAGGAGGUGAUUCCGGGUGCCUCUCCCUCCCAUCUUCAAGGUCAUUCAACCAAUGUCCCCGUGGAGUUAAACAAGGGUAGGCCAAGGUUAAAUGGCAACUUAGUCAACGGAGCACCUCCACCAGAUAUCUUAGACAGGUGCGAGUUUCUAGAGCCAUUAUCUAAUUCAACAUUGUCAGAUUACCAUUGGCUGCUUACCUCUAUCCAGAAACCUGGCCAUGGAUUGAUACACCAAAUGUAUCAGAACAUGUUGUCAGUGGUUAAAUUUUCUGGGUGGUUUAAUUCAAAGCUUACUUGAGUAGAGUUACUGAGCUGGGGGAUAUUAAUCAAGGAUCCGUGGCUAAUGAUUUGAUUGAACAGAAUCUUGAAAAGUUUACUUAAGUUGUUUAACACUUGUGGAAGCCCAUUUUCUAGAUUACAAGGUUAGAGGUUGUCGUUCAAGGCACAACAAUGACGGGGUUGCAUGACAUCAGUAUUGAUUCUGCCCCCCAUAUGGUUGAAAGCAACAGGUUUUCUGUAAGAUUCACCUGAAAAAAGUGAUUUAUGUACAAGUACAUCAGGUUUAUUCAUAUUACAAGCUCAACCAACUGCAUGGAUUCCUAUUACACCUCUCAACCAACACAAUAAAAAUUUAUUUCCAUUA